This is a messenger RNA of Melampsora larici-populina 98AG31, 1051 nucleotides long. RefSeq lists its product as uncharacterized. Gene Ontology annotation, molecular function: GTP binding; GTPase activity. The record is from RefSeq and is a predicted model, not a curated record. The transcript has 6 exons. Lineage: Eukaryota; Fungi; Basidiomycota; Pucciniomycetes; Pucciniales; Melampsoraceae. Bases 37 to 723 code for a protein of 228 amino acids.
CUUUGGCUGUUUCUUUCAUCAUAUCUCAUUCUCAACAUGGUUUCUCAUCCUCAACCUGGUCCUUCUAACUCAAAUGACUCUUCAACUGAUCCACCCCAAACGCUUAAACUUCUUUUGAUCGGAUCAUCAUCAGUCGGAAAGUCUUCUCUUCUCUUGAGAUUCACCGAUGAAGUUUUUCUUUCGGCUGAAGAAGCUUCAGCUACCAUUGGUGUUGAUUUCAAAGUCAAACUUAUGUCACGGCGUGGAAAGCGGUAUAAGCUCAGCAUCUGGGAUACCGCUGGUCAAGAGCGAUUCCGAACUUUGACGAGUAGCUAUUAUCGUGGAGCGCAAGGAGUGGUUUUGGUCUAUGACGUCACAAGUCGUGAAUCCUUCGAAUCCCUUCCAUCCUGGUUUAGUGAACUUGACACUUUCACACAUUCUCCUAGAGACGUAGUGCGAAUAGUGGUUGGAAACAAAACCGAUAAGGAUUACUCACGAGAGGUCUCGAUUGAAGAAGGUCGAGCCUUUGCAGCGGAUAACAAUGCUCUUUUUGUUGAAACAAGUGCGAAGACAAUGAGAGGUGUAGAGGAAGUAUUCGAAGCUGUUGUUGAUAAAAUUAUUGACACACCCUCAUUACACAACAAGGGCUUGAACCUACGCAGUAACAAUCGUUUGGCUACCUUACCUGGUACAAUCACGUUGGACGAUGAUGAUGCAGAAGAAUCUGGAUGGUGUAACUGUUAAAUCAUUUACAAAACUGACGCAAGCUUUACUUCACCAUCACUUUGAUCAUAUGUACUUGUAUUUCAUGUUUUUGUCCACAUCAUUCUCACGUCGACACUUCUCUGGGUGACUCAAAGUUCGAUCAAGUCGUUUACGGGAAUUGUACCAAAUCCUUUUGAACCGGUUUGAUUUUAUUUUUCUACAUAUUCGUUAUCUUUGGUUGAGAUGUCUUGUUAUAUUUUUGUUAGUGAAGUUCUUUCAUCUUAUCCUUAUGAAUUUAUGAUUUUAGUUGUACUAAAUUGAUACACAUUCGUAUUCCCUGAAGCAAUCUUAACUUGUACCGUGACUC